AUUGUAGCACAUUCUAUUAUUUGAUUGACCAUGGCACCAAAUAUUAUUGAAAUUUGUGUUGAUAAUUUUGAAUCAAUUGAACAAGCUGUAAAAGGUGGUGCCCGUCGAAUUGAAUUAUGUUCAUCAUUGAAAGAAGGAGGAUUGACACCAAGUUUUGGUUUUUUUAAAUACAUAAAACAAUCAAUUACCAAUGAAUUAAUUGUAUUUCCAAUGAUACGUCCACGUGGUGGUGAUUUCCAUUAUUCAUCGGAAGAAUUGAAAAUUAUGGCCAAUGAUAUUGAAUGUUUGAAAAAUAAUGGAGCUGAUGGAUUUGUAUUUGGUUGUCUUCGAUCGGAUGGUACUGUCGACAUUGAUGCAAAUCGUUUCCUGUUGGACAAAGCUAAACCACUUCCAUGUACAUUUCAUAGAGCAUUCGAUAUGACUGUAAACAUGGAACAAUCAUUGGAAGAUGUCAUUGGUUUAGGAUUCAAACGAAUAUUGACUAGUGGCCAAGCAUCGACAGCUGAAAAAGGUUUAGAAGUGAUUCAAAAAUUAGUUAAAUUAGCCAAUGGACGUAUUAUUAUUAUGCCCGGUUCUGGAAUUAAUCCCAACAAUUUGGCUACAAUAUUGAAGGCAACAAAUGUCCAAGAAUAUCAUUGUUCAGCAUCAAUUGUUUGUCAUUCGAAAAUGAUUUAUCGUAAUAAAUCGAUCAGUAUGGGAAAAGCUAAUGAUUCGGAAUUUGAAUGGAAAAUUUGUGAUUCAAAUAUAGUUAAACAGCUGAUUCAGAAUGCUUCACAGAUUUGAUUUAUUUGAUCAAUUUUUUUAAUAUAUUCAAAUAAAAUUAUUCAUUUCAUUCAUUCAA
Molecule: messenger RNA, 841 nt
Organism: Dermatophagoides farinae (American house dust mite)
Lineage: Eukaryota; Metazoa; Arthropoda; Arachnida; Sarcoptiformes; Pyroglyphidae
Product: copper homeostasis protein cutC homolog
Molecular function (GO): copper ion binding
Source: RefSeq, a predicted model, not a curated record